AUGUACCAGGAGUGGAACGUACCAGAGGCAUAAAAAUGAAGAUGUCUAGUAGAGAGCCUCAGGGGCCCCGCAUUAGACGUGAUUCACACCCUGAGGCUCACUAACCCUGGGGUCAGUGUGAAGGGCUGCCUAGAGGCCCUCAAUCACAUCUUUGGGAAUAUAGGAGAUGAACAGGAAUGUCCCCCGAGUUACUCCCAGCUGAUAAAAGAGGUCAGAGAGGAGGAAGAAAGGCAGGCUUCCAGUGAGUUUUGGGAGCCCAACCAUCUGAGCCAGCCAGCACAGCACCCCUGCGGACAGCCAGUGCACUGA
Molecule: messenger RNA, 309 nt
Organism: Dermochelys coriacea (leatherback sea turtle)
Lineage: Eukaryota; Metazoa; Chordata; Testudines; Dermochelyidae
Product: paraneoplastic antigen Ma2 homolog
Exons: 2
Source: RefSeq, a predicted model, not a curated record